CGUGCACUAGGACCCGGUCGUCACUAGUUAACACAGCCACAAUUAUGGCUAACCCCCGUCUAUUUCUACAAUUUAUCUUGUUAUAAUCCGAUUUUGAACCUAACCCCGUGCCUAACGCUAACCUUAAAUUAAGACCAAAAAAGAAUGUUAGUUUAAAUAAUUUUUUUUACGAUACAGACAAUUUUGACUUUGUGGCUGUCUAUUGGAAACCCUAGGAUGAUUUGACAGCAGUCUACCUAUCAAACAUGGCUGACCAAAACAAAACAUCAGCUAAAGUAGAAUUCGGCAAUGAAUUACUAAACCCAUCUGAGCUGUUCGAAGCCCGCACGCUCAGCCACAAGAUCCCGGUGCGCGGGCAGAAGGAUUUCAUUCCCACUGGGUCGGAUCAGCAAAGGGAUAGGCUUCAGCAGAGUUUGGACGAGCACUGGAAUCUAGUAUCUGAGGAGCGAGUGGAGAGGUUAGGGAACCUGGUGAAGGCAGUGUGGAUUCCCAGUGACAUGAUAGUGGAGCUGCAGUCACCAGCAGGGAAGUUUUGGCAGACUAUGGGGUUUUCUGCCCAUGGUAAGCAAUGUCUACAUCCAGAAGAGGCUCUCUAUCUAAUGGAGUGUGGAAACCUGCAGGUGUUCUACCAAAACCUGCCACUGUCCAUCCAAGAGGGCUAUGAGAGAUUUCUAUACUCGAAGACAAUGAGUAUACAGCAUUACCAGGUUUUUGGCCAUUUGAAGCGACUUGGUUAUGUGGUGAACAGAUUUGAUCCCAGUUCUGUGCCAUCGCAGUAUGAGAGGCAGUUGAACCUGCCCCAGUCCCGAGACAGAUCAGGAAGACUUCCGAAGAGGAAACGCAGCCACAGCCCCACCUCCAGGCACACAGGAACACAGGAGGGCCCCACUUCUAAGAGAAUGGAGGAGGAGAAAGACUGCAACAGAGAGGAAGAGGACAAGAAUCCUGACUCUCUUCCAGAUCUUUCAGCCCCAGACAUUGACGAAAUCCAGACAGCAUCACACGUUGACCCCACCACUUCAACCGAGGGUGGCCAGGGCAGGAGCUGGUGGUCAAAGGAAGGCUCCCCAGAGCCUGACUCUGAGCUGCCAGGUCAGCCCCAGAGCUCACCUCGCUGGGACUUCAGCUCCAUCCCUUUCCCAGACCUGGGCUCCAGACGCUGGCUCCCCAGCAGCCUGACCUCCCCAGACCCCUGCUUGCUGCCCGGGGCUGUGGGGUCAGUGGGGGCCUGCGAUGUGGCCCCCUGGCUGCAGAGGCUCAACCUGCGGGAGGUGAGGAUGUCCCGGCGUGAGUGGGAGAGGGAGCAGCACAGGGACCGGUACCGGAGGGACAUCAACCAGGACAGAGAGGUACGACGUUGCAGGAACUGGGCAGAGUACCAGGAGCUACAGGAGAGAAGGAUUCAACGGAGCCGCAGAGAUAGGCCAGCACACCUGUGGGAGGGGCCGGUCACACCCCUACAUGACCCUGCACAGGUCACUUCAACUGGUGAGCUGCUGGAUAAAAUCAGUGUGAUCAAAUCCACACGGCUGCUGGAGGGAGCAUCCAGUUUGAAAGGUUCAGAGGAGUGGAGAAUCUGUUUCAACAUUUACCAACCCGACACGGUCGCUGAAUUCAAGAAAAGUGCUCCUGGAAAACCCUAUUCUCGCAUGUGUGUGUGCAGUUUCGAUGGUCCAGUGCCUGACUUGUGGACACUGAAAUUGCUGACUUUCCAGAGUGGGGACGUCCCGGUCACCUAUGCAGUGGUGGACCACGGGGACAUCUCCUUCUACUCCUUCAAGGACUUCCAGAUACCCACAGACGUGUCCUUCUGAGGGCCUGACCACAGUUAACAGUCACACAGCCCUGGUUUAACUACUGCACCAUGCCAGGGCUGCCUGUGGUGGAUCUGAAACUCUGCAACUGGAACUAAUGCCAAAGAAAUGAACGAAACGGAAUUGUCUUAGUGAAUUGAUGGACUGCAGUCCUCACACUGUUUGAUGCUGUAGUAUGCCUUCCUCCUGUGUUGCAGACUUCUUUUAGUGGGAUAUGAUCAUCUGCAUCUGAUUGAAGGUAACCUACAUUGUCUCCUCUCCAAACAAUGUCACCAUGUCUUAUACCAAGCAUGGUUUUGUAAAGCCUCUGAAGAUUUUGAGCCGAAUUGGCUCGGUUUUCUUCUGCCUUUAUCUCAUCACCACCAUUGGUUUUCUGGUAUUCAUAUACUGUAUCACGAGUGGCUUCACUAUGUAUAUACUUAGUAUAGAUGCAGUAUGUGUAGAUCAUACGUAUAUCUCAGCCCUUUAUUUUUGUCUAUCUGCCCAUAUUUUAGAUCCAAUCAGCUUUACUGACUGGCCUUUUGUUGUUGUAACCUCACAUGUUUAAGUUACCUGACUCUUGUUCUCUUGUUUUUGUUUCAAAUUGCUUGUAAAUGGUGGUCUGUAUCUGUAGAGUUUAUCUUCACAUUAUGUCUUUGUGGUUGAGUUAUUGUUGCAUUGUUCUCAUUGUCCUUCCUAACAAAACCAAUCCCCCAAAACCCAAGCAGUGCCUACCAUACACAUAACAUCACAUAACAUUACAUACAUAAAGAAAACAACCUUUAUUCUACUUUUAUGACAUUCUGUCUGAAAUCUGUGGGACUAGUAAUAACAUGUUCUUUCCAUUUCCUUUGGGUGGCCUAAUCUGAAGAUGUAAAGCACAUACUCUUCUUUCUUAUAUCAGUCCACAAACUCAGUGGUGUUAAAACAUUGAGAUGAGGUUACUGACCACAACCUGCUCCUCUCAGCUGUAGUUUACCAGCAAACCCUGACCAGCAGUCCAUCUGUGAUGUGCAGUACAAUAAAUACACUGGAUCUCUA
Molecule: messenger RNA, 2834 nt
Organism: Salvelinus fontinalis (brook trout)
Lineage: Eukaryota; Metazoa; Chordata; Actinopteri; Salmoniformes; Salmonidae
Product: tRNA-splicing endonuclease subunit Sen54-like
Exons: 11
Coding region: 246-1814 (522 amino acids)
Biological process (GO): tRNA-type intron splice site recognition and cleavage
Cellular component (GO): tRNA-intron endonuclease complex
Source: RefSeq, a predicted model, not a curated record